CGUUAUGACGCCGUAGAAAAUGAAAAAAAGAAAAAGUAAUAAAUACUCAAACCACCAUCGAAUUAAUGGUAUUUGAUUAACAAUAAAAAAGAGAGUAGGAAGGCACAUCGAUGUUAAAUAUGGUAAGAGAUCUAUCAAUUCUAUUUUCACAUGCAACCUACUUCAGCUCGAUCCCUUCUUUCGAGUGGCGGCAAAGCGGGACAAAAGCGCGCUUGCGCGAUCGACGUUAGAACUAAUCAUGACUAGAAUAUUUUCCGUAAAAUGCUUGCGGUCAGUACCGAUUGACGCGUACAAGCGUACGUACGUAUGGGGAAAGUAAUGGUUGGAAUCGUAAACUGUGGAAGGUUGUAUCGUAAAUCGUGUAGGACGUAGGGUAGUAGGAAAUAGAUUCUAAAGCUUAGUGUCCCAUUGGUAGUGCCGUUAUCGGGUGGUGAGUGUAGAGCGCGCACUCGGGAAGUCACGUCGAAAAGUACCGAACGAAGGCGAGGAUAACCGAGUGAAACCGAACUGAGCCGAAUCAUAUGCGAGAUCGUGGCGCGAGGGAGCGACCCACGAGUAUCCACGAGCUCGUAACGUCCGCGAGUGAGAGAGCCACCGAGGAUCGUUCUUCUUCGUGCUCCUUCGUCACGACGCACGAUCGAUCGGGCUUUAUGGAGACCCUCGAGGCGAGCCACGCGUGCCGCCUAUGCGGCAACAAGUCCGGUAUCUCCAUAAAUAUCUUCGACAAGAAGAAGAACCACCUCAGAAAGAUCAACGCCGUUCUACCGAUCAUGGUACACGAGAUGGAUUUAUUGCCGAAGUUGAUGUGUCAUCUCUGUAGCUUCAAGCUCGAAGAAUUUUACAAAUUUUAUUUGAAUUGUUUGAAGACGGAUGCACAUUUAAAAAGUCAAUUGUCCUGGAUGAAGAAGAAAGAAGAAUCGAAGGAAAGGAUCGGUACACCUAUGGUACAAAUAAAAAAUGUUAAGAUCAAGGUCGAGCCGAUCGAUUACGAAAUGUACGAUUUGGAUCCGAUCGUUAAAAACGUCGAUUAUAUAGAUUCGAUGAAAUCCAGGACGUUUCCUAUGAAUAGAUCGUCAAGAGCAUGUGGGAUUCGCGAGAAGAUGUCAUAUAAAACUUAUUGUCAAUGUUGUUGCGAUAAAAAAAAUCAAAGGGAACGAUCGAUAUCAAAGGAAUAUAAAAGAUCUUGUCCUACGGAGAAAUCUACAAAUGACGAAAGAAAUGUUGAAACUAGAACCGUUGCUGAUGAUUCAUUGGAAACCAUUAGAAACGAUAUUUUACCUAGUCCGUAUUCCAAAAGAAUUUCUAUAAAUAGUUUAACCGAAGGAAAGAACGAAAUGAUCGGCACGGAUAUACCUGGGAACGACGAUAAGAUCUAUAGAAAUCGUCGCAUAAAAGGUGAGGUAUUAAGGAAUCCCUUGACCUGUAUUUUACGACCUAGAAAAAUUUCCGUUAAUUAUGUAGAAACGAGGAAGAAAUUACAUAGUACCUUUAAAGUGCAUAACGGUGCAAAGUCAAGCGACGAUGUUCGUAGGACGACGUCGUCCUUGGCUGAGGCAACAACAAGUAUUACGCCAACGAUAAAAAUCGAGAAGGAGGAGGAAGAAGAGAUGGAAGAGAUGGAAUUGGAAGUAGAGGAUGAAGAUGAAAAUGUGAAAGAGGAGGGUGACGGAGAGAUGGAAGAAAAGGAAGAAGAAAAAGAAGAAGAAGAAGAAGAAGAAGAAGAAACGAAGAAGAUAACAAAUUUCGAAGGACGCACGUUGAGACCGCGCAAAGGGACGAUCGACUAUAACGAAAGGAAAAGGAAGACUUUCGAUAAUUUGUAUCGGCCGUUAUCGCACGAUAUUAAUCUUAUUAGUGGUAAAAAGCAAAAGGUUGAAAAUAUUACGGACGAAUGGAGAUUGGAGAAAACGAAACAGAAGACAAAAUCUAUGGAGAAGAACGUUAAAGUGAAGAUAAAGGAAGAAAUCAUCGACGAUCUCGAGAAUAUACUUGUCGAUAAUUCCGAGAAGUAUAAAACGCGUAAAUCGAUGAAAAAUUCAUCCCUAAGUAUCGACGCUACCCCUACAAAAAUUCUUCCGAAGACUACAGAAUCGAAAUUCGUAUCGACAACGAGUCAUCUACGAGAAUCUAGGGAUAGUUCGCAUCUCUCCGAUAAAUUAGAAUCCUUGCCAAAGGUAUUAAGCAAAUCGAAUAAAAUAGUCGCGAAAUGUAAAAAGAGUUUACCUAUGGUAAGCCAAUCGUUAAAAUAUUUAAGGAGUCAUAAUUUUUAUCUUAGAAGUGGUAAAAUCAAAAACUUUCCUGCCGAUGUCGAUAUAUUGCCAGAGGCAUCGAGACGUAACGCGAAACAAGUUAAGUCUCGAAACGAUCUAAAGAUUAAGAAAGAUCUUUCGAAUAUCGAUGAUAAUUCUUCUUCUAGUACAAAUGUUCCUUCAUCUGUUAACCUGAAACAUUAUUGCGAACAAUGUAAUAUAAGUUUCGCAAACAAAGAACUUUACAAGUUGCAUACUUGUUACGGUUGAUCUCUCUCUCUCUCUCUCUCUCUCUCUCUCUCUCUUUUUGUUUCUUUUUUUUUUUAUUUCCUUUCAUUUUGUCUUCUCUCUUCUUUUUAUUAAGGUACGAUGAUCUCUUCCUUCAUUUUUUUUUUUUUUUUCUUUUUAAUUUUUACUUUUAUUUCUAUUUUGUAUUAUGAUAUAGCACAAAGGUUAACGUAUUUUUCAUUACCCAUAUGUCGUACACUUAUACCAUACAACUCAAUCGAUCGUGCACGUGUAUGUGCGCGCGCGCGCGCGUUAACAUUUUUAUUAAACUAUCUAAGAGUUUGUAUAUACGGAGAUUAAUAUUGACAUAUCGUGUGUUGAAAAGAGAUAUAUUCGUCGAUAGAUUAUGAUAAAUGCGUAAGGCCAAAGCAAUUGUAAAGUUGAUUUUAAAGAUAGUACCUUUAUAUAUAUAUAUUUUUUUUUCUUCUUUUUUUUUUUUUUUUUUUUUUUCUUUUUUUCUUCUGAUUAACAAGUCGUAUCUUAGAGUAUUGAGAUAAUGAACGAUAAAUACGGACCAUACGUACAUAUAUAUUUUUUUUGUUUAAAGAUGCAAAUCAUUUUUACUAAUUAUUAUCAUUACUAUUUCUUCGUGCAGAAAAAUAUAUAAAUACAUACAUACAUACAUACAUACAUACAUACA
Molecule: messenger RNA, 3177 nt
Organism: Vespula pensylvanica (western yellowjacket)
Lineage: Eukaryota; Metazoa; Arthropoda; Insecta; Hymenoptera; Vespidae
Product: neurofilament medium polypeptide-like
Exons: 2
Coding region: 522-2519 (665 amino acids)
Cellular component (GO): nucleus
Molecular function (GO): zinc ion binding
Source: RefSeq, a predicted model, not a curated record